Molecule: messenger RNA, 822 nt
Organism: Lodderomyces theae
Lineage: Eukaryota; Fungi; Ascomycota; Pichiomycetes; Serinales; Debaryomycetaceae
Gene: RAS2
Product: Ras2p
Exons: 1
Coding region: 1-822 (273 amino acids)
Biological process (GO): signal transduction
Cellular component (GO): plasma membrane
Molecular function (GO): GTP binding; GTPase activity; GDP binding
Source: RefSeq, a predicted model, not a curated record
AUGCCUAGACAACAACAAAUAGAAGUGUGCCAUGAUGACUUGCAGGUAAUUACCAAAAAAUAUGACGCUUGCGUCUUGGGAUCGUCCAACGUUGGAAAGUCAUCAAUGAUCUAUCGAUUUAUCCACAAUCAAUUUAUCGAAAAUAUCGAAGACCAGGAUUUGUAUACCAAAAAUUACAUCAACAAACGGGGAAAUUGUGACGUUUUGACCAUUUAUGAUUCAGACUUUUCGAAUGAAAUGUAUGCCAAAAGUACACAGUUGUCAAUCAUCAACGCUUCCUGUCUAAUCUUUGCUUAUGCUAUUGAUGAUUUAACUUCGUUUAAUUCUCUUGAAGAUUAUUUUCAUCACAUCAAAUUGAUCAGAAAUGAAAUGCCUCCAUUUUUCAUUGUUGGUUGUAAGUCAGAUUUGGAAAUGCAGCGACAAGUAUCAUAUAAAGAAGGACUUGAGUUGGCAAAUACUUUGGAAUCGAUGGCAUUUGGAGAGUGUUCAGCAAAGGAAAACAUUGGAGUAUUGGAGCUUUUUGAUAAGCUAACCACAUUGAAAGCAAGUGAAGCUUCACGUGGGCAUCAGUCAAAAUCAAAAGGCUCAAACAUCACAUCGAAAAACCACACUACAAAACAACGCAUACAGCCACAAGCUCGCCUUAAAGAGGGUAAUCGUAGCAAAAUCGAUACGCAAGACAGAACCAACCUCAAGACUAAGCGGGCUAACUCUACUUCUGAAAAGACGAGCGGUAUAUCGAGUAGAGGGGUCGGUGGCAGAGACAACUCCACAAAGGGAGUGGAUAGUUGUCUGAAAAACAAGUGUUGUGUAAUCACUUGA